CUCAAUACUCAAUUUGUACACACCUGAGUAGAGGAAAUUAUUGGGUUUGGAAAGCGGACACAGCUUACCGUUCAUAGAAGAAUCAGGUGCAGCCACGUUAUCUAGUACCGAGUAGUGCCUAGCUCGGUAUCGAGCAGUAGGUUGAUACUGCUCAAUGUUGAGCUCAAUUCCGAGCAGAGAAUGAUGUGACGUAUUUUCAUUAAGUUCUGGAGGUGUGCGUUGUACGAACCCAAUAAUUUUCCCCUGAAGCAGCACUCAUCUGCCACGGUAAUCAUUACGAGGAACCAACAUUUCAGAAUUGAGAACAUUUGACUUCAAAAGGUUGAAUAAGCCUAAUUAUUUCUCCGUCAUGGGUCUUCGUGUAAAUUACGGAGUUUACAGCGAACACCGUAACAAAAAUGGCAUGUUCCCUUAUUUAAACGUAAAUAAAUCCCCAUUUUCCAAUGGAUGCCUUCUUAAAGUCGAAACCACGGCAAAAUUAGCAAACAAAUCCAACAGACGCCUUCUUCAACGCUUCAAAGAUUGAUUACCCAAUCAAAGAAUUUUUCAAUCGCCGACCAAAACCCUUGAUUUCCCUCCAAAUCUCAUCAAUGGCGGAAACAAGGGAGUGAUGAGGUGCAAAAUCCACCUUUCGGAUACCGGCUCCGGUGUAUGCGCGGCGUGCCUCCGAGAACGCCUCACAACUCUCUCCGCCGCCGUUGCUAACGCCGGUGAUGCCGAUUAUUCGCCGGAGAGCCGACGCAAUCUCGGUCGAUCAGCUACCCCCAAUUCCUUCGGCCUCCGGCCCGCCGACACCGACUCGGAGAGAAACCACGUCAGGAGGUUUUCCUUUAUAUCAUUUCUGUUAGCUCAGUCGAAGCAAAGGGAGACGAAUUCCGAUUCGGAGGCCGCGAAGCCGUCGAGGACGAGAAAAUGGCUUUCGUCAAUGAUUCGAAGGCGGAGGGUACAGAAGACGAAGAAAAGGACGCCGCCACGGUUUGCGACGGGGGAGUGGGUGAGCGACCGUGGGAUGUCACCGGCGGAGAAAGAAGAGUCGACGGACUUCGAAUCCGACAGCGGAUACCAUACGGAUCCAUUGCCGAUGAGGCAGCCGGAGACGAACCAUUACUGCGGGCGUCAACGAAACAGAAAUUGUAGAUUGACGGGUUUCUCGCUGUGUUUUAGCCCUUUGAUGAGGCCCAGCCCUGGUAAGCGGAAGAAUCAGGCGCCGUCGGAAAUCGGCUUUUCCGGCGAGCUCCGGGGAGGUUUUAAUAAUCAACGCAAUCGGUUUGGUGGUGCUUCUGCCGGCGGAAACCCCGUUCUCGGACCGAAUAGGUCGAGGAAGAUUGCUGAUUUUGGUAAGUUCCGGUGACUGUUUCCCCGGAUGCUGAGGGCCGGGGAUGUCUUGUGUAUUUCGUCCAUGUCUUCUGCUCUGGUUUUUGAAAAAUUUCUCAUCAAAUUUUUUAUUAGGGUAUUUAA
Dendrobium catenatum is the source of this 1458-nucleotide messenger RNA. RefSeq lists its product as uncharacterized. The coding region runs from base 611 to 1351 and encodes 246 amino acids. The transcript has a single exon. The record is from RefSeq and is a predicted model, not a curated record. NCBI's taxonomy places the organism in Eukaryota, Viridiplantae, Streptophyta, Magnoliopsida, Asparagales, Orchidaceae.